This is a messenger RNA of Phaeodactylum tricornutum CCAP 1055/1, 1059 nucleotides long. RefSeq lists its product with no specific name. Lineage: Eukaryota; Bacillariophyta; Bacillariophyceae; Surirellales; Neidiaceae. The record is from RefSeq and is a predicted model, not a curated record. The transcript has a single exon. The coding region runs from base 1 to 1059 and encodes 352 amino acids. Gene Ontology annotation, molecular function: glycosyltransferase activity.
AUGAUUGGUGGGUGCAACCCAGACCACCCCGGAUACCGAGGCUUUCUCUACAAUGUUCUUCUUGCUGCUGACAUACUCAGCGAACAAGGCUCUACUGCGGAUCGAAUUGUUUUUAUACAAAUGUCUCCGUCGUACGACGGAGAAGAGCUUCCGCCACCCGAGGUUCGAUUGCUGCAAAGGGUUGAGGUCCAAAUCCGGUACAUACCCAAACCAAUAUCGGAGAGCUUUUACGAUGCCACUUUACAAAAAUUCCGUAUCCUCACACUCACUAAAUACCGACGAGUUCUUUUCCUUGACGCCGAUGUUUUGCCGGUUGCCAAUCUGGACUUUUUCUUUCACCUUUCGGACGCGGGGCCGGAGUCUAUUUUGCGUCCGAACGUAGUUGUGGCAGGCCCUCUUGAGCCAUCCAACGCGGGUUUGUUCAUGCUCCAGCCGGGAGACGGCGAGUACAAAGAGCUACAAGAGGUCAUGCAAAAGCGCAAACAGAAAGUAAAAUCGAUGCCGGGGACUACUUUCGACUCUGUGGAAGGCUGGGGGCACGUCAUGGCCGAGCCGGACUCCUGGCGGUCCACCAAAUAUCGCGGACAAAAUUGGACCUUUCAAGCCGCCCACGGUGACCAAGGGCUCUUGUAUUACUGGGUGAAGUAUCAAAAGAAGAAUGCAUCCUUGAUCUGUGCCAAUCACGUGGAAACAUGGUCCGCUUUACCAAACGGGACAGUCUAUCUACAAAAGCGGAAACGGGACGUUCUCUGGAAUACUUCACGGCCCAUCCAAGUGUUUUACCAGGAGUGUUUAAGAUGGGCACAAAGAACCUGUAUUGCACCUUAUGACUCGUUUGUGCACUUUACAGGGAGAGAUAAGCCUUGGAUACACAAGCCUCCCCGAGAUAUCUCCGAGGAACACAAAAUGAAAUCACGAAAAUAUUUUUGGUGGUGGCGACUGAAAAAGUUGAACGACAAAAUCAAUAUCGGUGUCGAUAUAUUCAACUGGCGCCCAAUGCCUAAGCCGUCUCUCGGGUUGUUCAGUGGGCUGUCCGAUACAAACAAUCGCGAAGAGUAG